Molecule: messenger RNA, 1734 nt
Organism: Brassica napus (rape)
Lineage: Eukaryota; Viridiplantae; Streptophyta; Magnoliopsida; Brassicales; Brassicaceae
Exons: 3
Coding region: 1-1734 (577 amino acids)
Source: RefSeq, a predicted model, not a curated record
AUGACGUUUGUUUAUGAAGACCCUGUCUUAGAACAUAGAGAUCAGGUUUGUGAACGUCUUACGCGCUUCUCAACAACACGAAAUGGACCUUGGUUCAUCAUAGGAGAUUUUAAUGAGAUCACAUGUCAUAAUGAGAAAGAAGGAGGGAGACAACGCCCUAAUAGUUCAUUCCUUCCCUUUAAGCAGAUACUUAAUGACUGUGGGAUGCUAGAGUUUCCUUUCACAGGGGACAUGCUCUCUUGGGUAGGGAAGAGAGAAGGAGGAACAACUGUUCGAUGGCGCUUAGACAGAGAGAAACAACACAAUAUUAACUCGGCGAAGUUAGUGGAGGAGCUCAAGGAGAAAGUCGAGGGUUUAUACGCAGACGAUAAUGCGACGACUGAGGAAAUUGCAGCAGGGCUGAAGGAACUCUCUGAUGCUCUUAAAGCAGAAGAAAUGUUCUGGAAACAGAAGAGUAGAGUUUUUUGGCUGAGAGAGGGAGAUAAAAAUACAAAAAUUUUCCAUGCCUUAACGAAGCAAAGGAGAGCAAGGAACAAAAUCACGCAGCUACUAGAUGCAAAUGGUAAUUUAGUUGAGGACGAGGAAGGUCUGGUAGCCAUUGCUACUAGCUAUUUUCGGCAAUUUUUUGAGUCUUCUAUUCCAGAAGACAUUGAAGAGGCACUAUCUGAAGUUCCUACGACGAUGACGGGAUCAAUGAAUGAAAGCCUCACAGCUCCUGUUUCUGAAUGGGAAGUCAAAUUAGCUCUUUUUGCCAUGCAUCCAGACAAGGCGCCGGGACCAGAUGGGAUGACUGCACUUUUUUACCAGAAGUUUUGGGAUACAGUCAAGGAGGAUUUAACUCUUAUGGUUAAUAAUUUCCUCUUUGAUGGGACUAUGGUCAAUGGUCUGAAUGAUACAAAUAUAUGUCUUAUCCCAAAGACAAAUAAGCCUAAUGAUAUGGCUCAAUUUAGACCCAUAAGCGUAUGCAAUGUCAGCUACAAGAUCGUCUCUAAGAGGAUCAAUGCGAAUACAAGGCAAGAGAUUAAAGAUGUACUUGGAAUACAUAAUGAUGGUGGGAUGGGAAAGUACUUGGGAAUUCCAGAGGAUAUCAGUGGCUCAAAAUGCAAACUCUUUGCAUUUCUAAAGGAUAACCUGAUGCAUAGAGUUAAUGGAUGGACAGGUAGAUGGCUUUCAAAACGGGGGAAGGAGUUAAUGAUCAAGUCUAUUUUACUCGCUCUUCUGACAUACGUUAUGUCAACGUUUCUGCUCCCAUUGGAGAUUUGCGAAAACCUCGCUAGUGCCAUUGCACAAUUUUGGUGGAGUUCGAAUCCGCCAAACAGAGGAAUACACUGGGCGAAAUGGGAAAAGGUUUGUCUACCAAAAGAAGAGGGAGGGAUUGGCUUCCGCUUAAUCCAUGAGUUUAAUCUAGCACUGUUGGCAAAGCAAUUAUGGAGAUUGGUUCAGUACCCUGAUUCACUGGUUGCCCGAGUCUUGAGGGGCAUAUAUUAUAGAAUGACCUCGCCUUUAGGUGCAAUCUUUUCAAGUAGUCCAUCAUAUGUGUGGACAAGCAUUUACGCCGCAAGAAAGCUUUUGCUUCUGGGGAUCAGACAGAAGAUUCAUUCUGGUUAUGAAGUCAAGGUGUGGGAGGAUCUGUGGAUUCCAACGACACCUGCUAGACCAGCUACACCUGUAGCACCUGUGAUGCAUCCAAAUAUGAGAGUUAGUGACCUCAUUAACCAGGAAUCGAAGGAAUAG